Bursaphelenchus xylophilus (pine wood nematode) is the source of this 454-nucleotide messenger RNA. The record is from the annotation of a GenBank genome assembly. NCBI's taxonomy places the organism in Eukaryota, Metazoa, Nematoda, Chromadorea, Rhabditida, Aphelenchoididae.
AUGAAUAACCAUCAGAGAUUGCCACGGCUCCGGAGCCGGCUCUUGGCUCCGGCUCUGAGCGGCUCCGGCUCCGAGCCGGGAGCCAGAGCCGGAGCCGGAAAUUUUGGGGUCGGCUCCGGCUCCCGAGCCCAAAGUCGGAGCCAGGCUUCCCAGCGGUCAGAAAAGUAAAAAUUUCGUGAUCUUGCUAAACCAAAUUGUUUGAAAAAACACUGCGGAGGAUGUGACUUGGCUGCAAAAACGUUGGCUGUAUGAUCUCUGGCACUAAGAAAUUUUACUUUUGAAAAAAUGUUUCAAAAAAAUUUUGCAUAGGAGCCGAGGUUCGGAGCCGGAUACGUUUUUUAAAUUUUGCACGGAGCCGGGAGCCGGAGCCGGAGCUGCAAAUUUGGCCUCGGCUCCGGCUCUUGGAGCUAAGAGCCGGAGCCGGAGCCGAAAUUUUGACCGUGGCAAUCUCUGA